CUGCCAUCGCGUCGGCUCGCGUCGCUAUGAGGUCUGUCAAGCCUCGGCGAUGCCCCGAAUACCCCCGCGACAGUGCUCGCCCAAGAAUUGGUUUUGCUCAGUGGCGUUUUUUCUAGCCAACAACAUGCACGCGGGAUGCCAGAACAGGUGGAUCCGGGGUCUCACGAUCUCCACAAUUCUCCAUCCAUUAUGGAAAGAGUCCAGAAAAUCAUGCGCGCUGGCUCUGGGGACGACAGCGAGAGUCGGUCUCAUUGCUGGAAAGCUGGGGAUCACUAAGCCCUUCAUUCGCCCCGCCCCCACUAUGGUGCUCGGGUCCUCAUAGCUAUGAGCUCAUCACGCAGCCAGAGCUGUAGGCUCCUCUCAACACUAUCGAAGAGCUCCAGCUUAAUUGAUAGUCUUGAAUUCUCCCUUGCUUUACUCAGAAGCCACUUUGCAGCUGUACACACACCACCAUGGCAGCUACAAUCCCUUUCAGACAGAACUCACGGCAGCCAUCUCGCCAAAUGACUGAUCCUCGCAACGAAAUCCGCCCACAUGUUGACCACUAUAUUGGUAUCGAUGUUGGUACAGGCAGUGCCAGAGCUUGUAUCAUGAACGAUCAGGGUGACAUUGUUGGGCUGGCCUCAGAAAACAUUGGCCUGUGGCAGCCACAGACCGGUUACUAUGAACAAUCCACAACAGACAUCUGGCGAUGCAUCUGCUCCUCAGUCCGCCGAGCUAUGGACCAACACGGCAUCGACCGUGACUCCAUUCGUGGCAUUGGCUUCGACGCUACAUGCUCGCUCUCUGUUUUCACAGAAGACACCGAUGAGCCAGUCUCCGUUACUGGUCCACAUUUUGACAACAGAGACGGCAAUGAUCGCAAUGUCAUUCUAUGGCUUGACCAUCGACCUGUCGAAGAGACCGAGAAAAUCAACGCGACCGACCACAAUCUUCUUCGCUACGUUGGAGGAAAGAUGUCUAUCGAGAUGGAAAUCCCCAAGGUAUUGUGGUUGAAAAACAACAUGCCGAAAGAGCUCUUCGAUCGCUGCAAGUUCUACGACCUCGGUGACGCGCUUACACAUUUGGCCACUGGAAGUGACACUCGAAGCUACUGCAGUGUAGUUUGCAAGCAAGGGUUCGUUCCCGUUGGUGUUGAUGGGAGCGUGAAGGGAUGGCAGGAAGACUUCCUGAAAGAGAUUGGGUUGGAAGAUCUAUGCGAGGAUAACUUCAAGCGCAUGGGAGGCGUCGACAAAGUGAACGGACGGUACCUUACUGCCGGCGAGCUUGUCGGGACACUGAGCGAGAAGGCGGCCGCAGAGAUGGGCCUUAAUCCCGGUGUAGCUGUUGGCAGUGGUGUCAUCGAUGCCUACGCUGGCUGGAUUGGUACCGUUGGUGCCAAAGUCAAGCUCGACGAAGAUACCCUCGACAUGAGUCACGCAAAGAACGAUGUAGAGCAGGCCUUUACACGACUGGCUGCAGUCGCAGGAACUUCGACUUGCCAUCUUGCCAUGUCUCGAGACCCCGUCUUCGUCCCAGGUGUAUGGGGCCCCUACAGAGACGUUUUGCUACCUGAGUACUGGAUGGCGGAAGGCGGCCAGAGUGCAACAGGCGAACUGCUCAAGCACGUUAUUGAGACACAUCCCGCAUUCAACGAAGCAUCCUCUGUUGCGGAGACUUUUAACACGAACAUCUACGACUACCUAAACGAGCACCUCCGCGAGAUGGCUGAGCGCGAGAAUGCACCACACAUCUCAUGGCUAGGCCGCCACUUCUUCUUCUACGGCGAUUUGUUCGGCAACCGCUCGCCCAUUGCCGAUCCCAACAUGAAGGGCUCAGUCAUCGGCUUGAGCUCUGACAAGAGUCUUGACGGUCUAGCGAUGUACUACUACGCCACAUUGGAGUUCAUCGCGCUGCAGACUCACCAGAUUGUGUCGACGAUGAAUAAUUCUGGCCAUGUCAUCUCGUCAAUCUUCAUGUCUGGCUCCCAGUGCCAGAAUACCCUGCUCAUGCAGCUCGUAGCGACCGCUUGCGAUAUGCCUGUACUGAUUCCCAAGUACGUUCACGCUGCGGUCGUCCAUGGUGCAGCUAUGCUUGGUGCGAAGGCAGCGAGCACCGACAAAGAUGGUAACAGCGAGCCGCUUUGGGACAUCAUGGACAGAUUUAGCAAGCCUGGCAAAACAGUGAAGCCGAUCGCAGACAAGAAUGUCAAGAAGUUACUGGAGGCCAAAUACAAGGUCUUCCUUGAGCAAAUUGAUGGCCAGCAGAGAUACAGGAAGGAGGUAGAUGCUGCGGUUGAAGGCUGGGCCUAGGCAUUACCGUAAUGAACAGUGGAUAGAUGAUUUAUUGAAACAUGGCAUUGAAGCGACAAACGCAUGGAUCAAAAGCUCAUGAUAAUCUCACGUUUUCUUCAUUUCGAUGGCAUAGAGCCCACGAUCAAUUCCUGUCGUCUGAUGCACUCACCGCCCCUACGUGCACAAAUGCCUGUGAGGCUUCGCGUGUUGAGCACAAACUCGUACCCCUCGG
This is a messenger RNA of Boeremia exigua, 2505 nucleotides long. RefSeq names its product FGGY family of carbohydrate kinase. The record is from RefSeq and is a predicted model, not a curated record. Bases 453 to 2291 code for a protein of 612 amino acids. Gene Ontology annotation, biological process: carbohydrate metabolic process. The transcript is spliced from 3 exons. Lineage: Eukaryota; Fungi; Ascomycota; Dothideomycetes; Pleosporales; Didymellaceae. Gene Ontology annotation, molecular function: kinase activity; phosphotransferase activity, alcohol group as acceptor.